Eufriesea mexicana is the source of this 789-nucleotide messenger RNA. RefSeq names its product regulator of G-protein signaling 7-like. NCBI's taxonomy places the organism in Eukaryota, Metazoa, Arthropoda, Insecta, Hymenoptera, Apidae. Gene Ontology annotation, molecular function: GTPase activator activity. Gene Ontology annotation, biological process: regulation of G protein-coupled receptor signaling pathway; intracellular signal transduction; positive regulation of GTPase activity. Gene Ontology annotation, cellular component: cytoplasm; plasma membrane; neuron projection. The transcript has 3 exons. Bases 375 to 695 code for a protein of 106 amino acids. The record is from RefSeq and is a predicted model, not a curated record.
UGGUACUGGUGCUAGCGUCGGUGCUGCUGGUGGUGCUCGUGCUGGUGUUGAGAAUGGUGUAGCGCGGGUGUGUGCGCGCGCGGUGCUGCCUCCACGGCAUACAGUGCGGACGGUGGUUUUCGACUCGAAGCUGCGGAAGAAAGGCCGCGAGCUCGGCCGUGCUCCGAUGGCCUGAUAUACACUACGAGACCGCGUAUAUGAAGCUACACUGCCCUGACUCGUCGAUGGGCGUGCGGGGGUGACUGGAGUGAUGGGAUGGGGCUAGAGCCCCAUGGAGUUCGGGUAGACCCGUCUCCGGCCCAACUCCCCAGCCCCCUCCGCCAUCGAUAUCGCCACAGCUCCUGCCAGCGUCGCAGAGGGCCGCCUCGAUCGCGAUGGAGGCCUCUAAUAAUCAACAACAGAGGAAGGAGCCACGCGUUCACAGGCCUUGCGCCUUCGACAAGAUGGAGGGGCUGGUGCGGGAGAUGCAAGACCCUGAGAACGGGGUACCCGUGCGCAGCCAAAAACAAUUUCUCACCUCAAUUCCCUCAGCUUUCAUGGGUGAGUGCCAUCGGUACCUGCGUUGUGGAGUAAGCGUAAGCGGCCAUCACGGCCAGGACACUACAGUAGGCUGCCUGCGUGUUGCAGGUUACGAUCUCAUCGAGUGGCUGAUGGAGCGGCUUUCCAUCGAGGAAUCAGGUACGAGAUUCGCAUAAGGCCCAAUUCUCGUUUACCCCACUUUUCCGCAAUGCCUUGUCGACACACUCGUAUUCGCCUGACAGACCCCCCUCUGAUCUCCCUUGUCCUUGC